AAUCUGGAUUUCUUCUUCUCCAAGUCGCUUUUUCAUUUCGCCAAACAUUAAAAUUAACAAAAGUUAAAUAAUAAUUCUUCACUUUUUUUCUCUCAAAUUCUCACUCUCUCUCUCUCUACUCUUCACUAGAUCUUCAUCUCUUCAUCAUUUCUUUCGGGUUUUAGCGAAUUGGGGAAAUUCUUAGAGGAGAGAGAAAACCUUAAAAAUGACGAAUGGAGCAUUUGAAGUACCUGCAAAAGGUGGAUUUAGCUUCGAUAAUUGCAAAAGGAAUGAAAUGCUGUUGAGCAAGGGUCUUACAGCUCCUGGUUUCCUCAAAACUGGUACCACUAUCGUCGGUCUUGUUUACCAGGAUGGUGUCAUUCUUGGAGCUGAUACUAGAGCUACAGAAGGCCCCAUUGUCGCUGAUAAGAACUGUGAAAAAAUUCAUUACAUGGCACCAAACAUUUACUGCUGUGGUGCAGGGACUGCAGCUGAUACAGAGGCUGUAACUGACAUGGUUAGCUCCCAGCUUAAACUUCACAGGUAUCACACUGGUCGCGAGUCAAGGGUUGUUACAGCUCUUACUCUCCUGAAGUCCCAUCUUUUUAGGUAUCAAGGACAUGUCUCUGCUGCACUUGUGCUAGGUGGAGUUGAUGUCACUGGACCUCAUCUACACACUAUAUACCCUCAUGGAUCAACAGACACACUUCCCUUUGCUACAAUGGGAUCAGGUUCUCUUGCUGCAAUGGCUGUCUUUGAGUCAAAAUACCGUGAAGGACUCUCUAGGGAGGAAGGUGUUAAAAUAGUCUGUGAGGCAAUCUCUUCUGGUAUCUUUAAUGACUUGGGAAGUGGAAGCAAUGUGGACGUAUGUGUCAUAACAAAGGGAAAUGUAGAGUAUCUAAGAAAUCAUGUGCAGCCAAAUCCUCGUACCUACACAAGUGCUAAGGGUUAUACAUUUUCUAAGCCUACAGAGGUCCUUUCAACAAAGAUCACAUCACUGAGAUUGACUGCCGAGGUGACUGAAGGUGGUGAUGCAAUGGAAGAAGAGUGAUGGUGGUGAUUGUAAUCCUUGUAUUCGUAGUUUGUUAUUGCAACAUGUUUCAUUAAAUUCUUAAUGCAGAUGCUGAUCUUGAGUUGAUGGCAUCAUGGCAGAAUGGUUGUGUUCUGUGAAACUUGGUCACUCCUUUGCCUGCUAAAUAGAUGAUAAUGGAUUACUUCAUUUCCCUUUUCUGUCUGUCUUUCUCAUGUCUCUCAGUCGUUUGAUAGUUUAGGCAGCAUUAGUAGACAUAUCAUGUUGCUCUUUUCAACAAAAAAGAUUAUUCACGUGUAGAACAGUA
Messenger RNA from Chenopodium quinoa (quinoa), 1316 nucleotides. Its product is annotated as proteasome subunit beta type-7-A-like. Gene Ontology annotation, cellular component: proteasome core complex. Bases 206 to 1030 code for a protein of 274 amino acids. Gene Ontology annotation, molecular function: threonine-type endopeptidase activity. The transcript is spliced from 9 exons. Lineage: Eukaryota; Viridiplantae; Streptophyta; Magnoliopsida; Caryophyllales; Amaranthaceae. The record is from RefSeq and is a predicted model, not a curated record.